AUGGAAUCCCGGAUUAUGGAGUCUUCAUUUUGCUCUAGUGUAUCCUCCGGUUCGAUCAAUAGAUACCGUUUCUCCUCCGGAGCGAAACCUUUCUCCAUCUGCUUUCCUCAGAAGACGAGAACAAUGAGCUUAAAGGCAUCGGAGAAUGAUGAGGGUUUCACUUACAAGGAUUCUGGUGUGGAUAUUGAUGCUGGGACUGAGCUCACUAGACGAAUCAGGAAGAUGGUUCCUGGGAUUGGCGGAUUCAGUGGUGGUUAUGAAAUUGUAUUUGGUAUGGAUGGUGUAGGGACUAAACUUAAAUUGGCAUUUGAGACUGGAAAGCAUGAUACCGUUGGAAUCGACUUGAUCGCCAUGUGUGUGAAUGAUGUUAUUACUUGUGGUGCAACCCCUAUUGGUUUCGUAGAUUACUAUUUACGAAACCAUGCAGUGACGGUCAUUACAGGGAUUUUUUAUGGUUGUCAGCAAUCCAGCUAUGACCCCAUGGAUCCAUGCAACCUCUUAGGAGGAGAGUUAGAGAUGGGUGACUUUUAUGCCAAGGGCCACUACGAGCUCGUUGGCUGUGCAGUAGGCAAAGUGAAGAAAGAUUCUAUUAUAGAUGGGAAAAACAUAGUAGCUGGAGAUGUCCUUAUUGGUCUCCAUUCAUUCCAAUGGUUACUCCUUAGCAAGAAGGUACUUGGCAUGGUCGAGAAAGGAGGAGUGAAGGGGCUAGCUCAUAUAACAGGGGGAGGUAUGACAGACAACAUUCCCCGAAUCUUACCACAUGGUUUGGGUGUUGUUAUUCACACCAAUGCUUGGGAACUUCCACCUUUGUUCACUUUUAUCCAAAAGCAUGGGAAUGUAGAAGACGGUGAGAUGAGAAGGACGUUUAAUAUGGGAAUUGGGAUGGUAAUGGUGGUCAGUCCAGACGCGGCUUUGAGAAUAUUAGGAGACGCUGAGAAUGGCGACUAUGUUGCAUAUCGCAUAGGAGAAGUUGUGACUGGUGAAGGUGUAACGUAUCAUUAG
This is a messenger RNA of Arabis nemorensis, 1002 nucleotides long. The record is from the annotation of a GenBank genome assembly. NCBI's taxonomy places the organism in Eukaryota, Viridiplantae, Streptophyta, Magnoliopsida, Brassicales, Brassicaceae.